This is a messenger RNA of Hippocampus zosterae (dwarf seahorse), 4492 nucleotides long. It is a transcript of the gene dtna, whose product is annotated as dystrobrevin, alpha. Gene Ontology annotation, molecular function: zinc ion binding. The record is from RefSeq and is a predicted model, not a curated record. Gene Ontology annotation, biological process: synaptic signaling. Gene Ontology annotation, cellular component: plasma membrane; synapse. The coding region runs from base 252 to 2375 and encodes 707 amino acids. Lineage: Eukaryota; Metazoa; Chordata; Actinopteri; Syngnathiformes; Syngnathidae. The transcript is spliced from 21 exons.
UGACGAGAGUCCGCAUUACGUCAUCUCGCAAAGGCCACCCGUGUGCGUGUGCGCGCUUUGUAAAGCGCGAACAUUCCCGACAACACAAGCGAAUACGACGAGAGGUGGACGGCCGCUUGCAGCGAUGCGUCGACCGGUCACGAAGGAAGCCUGAUAGCGGGCUGCAGGACACGGGGGGCUGUGUUGGUCGUCGUGGGAUUCCCGGGUGGAGGGGGACGAUGUGGCGUGACAUGCUUCGGAAUACACUGUGAAUGAUUGAAGACUGCGGGUGGAGUGGCGACAACAUGGCAGACAGGAGGCAACUGCUCGUCGAGAUGAGGGCUCAGGAUUUGGACUCCAUUCGACUGUCGACAUACAGGACAGCCUGCAAACUGAGAUUUGUGCAGAAGAAAUGCAACUUGCAUUUGAUUGACAUCUGGAACGUCAUCGAGGCCUUCCGAGAAAAUGGCCUCAACACCGAGGAGCUCGAGGCCGAGCUUCCCGUGGCCCGCCUGGAAGUGGUGCUGUCAACCAUACUGUACCAGCUGAACAAGCGCAUGCCCACCACGCACCAGAUCAACGUGGAGCACUCCAUCAGCCUGCUGCUCAACUUCCUGCUGGCAGCUUAUGACCCAGAUGGCCACGGCAAAAUAUCUGUCUUUGUUGUGAAGAUGGUCCUAGCAACCUUCUGUGGAGGGAAAAUUCUGGAUAAAUUAAGAUAUAUUUUUUCAUUAAUAUCCGAUCCGGCGGGAAUCAUGCUGUAUACGCAGUUUGACCAAUUCCUGAGGGAGAUUCUCAAGCUGCCCAUGGCUGUCUUUGAAGGGCCGUCGUUUGGCUACACGGAGCAAGCGGCCAAGAGCUGCUUCAUGCAUCAGAAAAAGGUCUCGCUCAACAUUUUCCUGGACUCGUUGAUGUCAGACCCGGCUCCUCAGUGUCUGGUGUGGUUACCCCUCAUGCACCGGCUUGCCAAUGUGGAGAACGUCUUUCACCCGGUCGAGUGCUCCUACUGCCACACUGAGAGUAUGAUGGGCUUCCGCUACCGCUGCCAGCAAUGUCAUAAUUACCAGCUCUGUCAGGACUGCUUCUGGAGGGGGCAUGCCAGCGGUCCCCAUAGCAACCAGCAUCAAAUGAAGGAGUAUACAUCAUGGAAAUCCCCGGCCAAGAAGCUGUCUCAUGCCCUCAGCAAGUCCCUGAGCUGUGCAUCCAGCAGAGAGCCUCUUCAUCCCAUGUUCCCCGACAUGCCGGAGAAACCUCUCAACCUCGCCCAUAUUGUGCCACCAAGACCAAUGAACGUCCCCAGUGAAUAUUCGUUUUCCAAUUCAAUGCCAACAUCAGGGAACCCGUACUCCACCAAAAAUUUGCCUUACAGCAGGAGUCAUGAUAUCGCUCAACAUCUGUUGAGAGGCAGAGGGUUACACUGCAACCUGGAUGCAGUUGACAGACUCGCGGACGAGCACAUUCUCAUUGGCCUCUAUGUGAAACUGCUUCAAAACAACCCCAAAACAUGUUUACUGGAGAGCAGCAACCAUCAAGACGAGGAGCACAGCCUCAUUGCCCGCUACGCCGCUCGCCUGGCUGCAGAUGCUGCAGCUCAACAGCAGCAGCACAGAGUCCCCGCAGACAUGCCGUCUUCUCUCGAUGCCAACAAACAGCAGAGGCAGCUCAUCGCCGAGCUGGAGAGUAAAAACAAAGAAAUCUUGCAGGAAAUUCAACGACUGCGCCUCCAGCAUGAAGAGGCCUCGCAGCCGCCGCCUGACAGGGGUCAGCAGAACCCAACACUGCUGGCUGAGUUACGACUUCUCAGGCAACGCAAAGAUGAGCUUGAGCAGAGAAUGUCGAGUCUGCAGGAGAGUCGCAGGGAGCUCAUGGUGCAGCUGGAGCAGCUAAUGAUGCUUCUCAAGACUCAGGGUCCCGGCUCUCCACGCUCGUCCCCCAGUCACACCGUCAGCAGGCCCGUUCCCGUGCCCAUUCACUCUGACUCAGUCGGCACCACCCCGACUCACACACCUCAGGACUCUCUCAUGGGUGUGGGAGGCGAUGUUCAGGAGGCCUUUGCUCAGGGUCCCAGGAGAAAUUUGAGAAACGACCUCCUCAUCGCUGCUGACUCCAUCACCAACACAAUGUCAUCGCUGGUCAAAGAGUUGAAUUCAGAGGGCGGCAGCGAAACUGAGAGCACUGUGGAUUCCGACCUCGGCCGCGGCGACACGUUUGCAGCAACAGCAACAACCUCAGAUCCCUUCCUCAGUUUCAAGCCCAGGAUCGCCUCUGCAGAACAUGAAGACAUACAUUACAGGAAUGACCUGGAGCGCCAGCUGGAGGACGAGCUCAAGUUCGAGGAGCUCAUGAAGCACAGGCAGGAACCGGACAAAGCCUGCAUGAUGACACUGCAGCAGUGAUGGCGGGGAUCCUGGACACUGGGCAAGCAAUAUCAAAAGCAACAAUAAGUGACAACACUGGACGCAACGACACUGGCCUGGAUUCUAUAGCAUAGAAUAUACAUUUGUGUAAAGAAUCUAUAUAUUUUUAACCAACCUCAUGGUUAAGGUGAAACUGUGAGCCAAUGAAUAAAUCAAGAGAUUAAUAAUCACCGCACGCUCUACUAUUAUUAUACCACAGGUGCCACAUCAACCAUGUGCUUAGUUUUUUGCUGUUGUUUGUUUUCAUUUGUCUUGUUAAGCCAAUGUAGAAAUGUACUGUUUUGUGUCUGUGUCUCAUAUGAUUUUUGAUCCAAUACAAUUACAUUUGAGUUGUAUUUUCUUAAAUGCACAGUGCCAAACUGGUCAGACUUUACGACUACAUUGGAACCUCGGUUUUUGUGUGUAAUCCUUUCCAAGUAGUCAGAAUAUUUUCUUUAGGAAAUUAAUCUGUUCUUGCCAUUCCAAAAUUGUAUACAUAGAUAAAACUAGCAAUCUGAAAUACAAAACAAUGGUGAAAUGAAAUGAAUAUGUGAAUAUUAAACUUCACUUGUAGCUCUAUUGUAGACCUUCAUACCUUGGGCACACAAAGAACUGAGGUUCCACUGUACUGUCUUUCAAUUCAUUUUUACACUUAUUGUCAUGUUGUAUUUGAAACCUUUAUUCGAUGCGUUAGUGAUGAUAAUAAUAAUACACUCUGCCUUAGCUUCUUGGAUGACAUUUCAGUGGACUUCAGUCAAGCCAUCCUUCAAAGGAGCAUGUAGCAAACUUUCAAAAGCAAUGUGAGUCCUUUUCUCUUCACUGGGAAAAAAAUCAUAGUAAAAUCUAAGAUGUAGUUAAACAAUGUAAUUACUGUCAUGUGAUAAUUACAGUUAUUUCCGCUCAUAGUGACUACUACUUAACGACAGAUGGGGAAGCAUUCGAUUGCAAUCUGUCAUGUCAACCUGGAGUUAAAACCAAAGCAAAAUAUUGUUGACAAUACUUUGAAUGCUUAUUCAUCAAAACACAGUCCAAGAUCAUUUUGAAUACAGCGUGUGUGGUAGGACACUGCGCUUGUUUUUGUGGCUGCACUUUUGAUUAGCAUCAGAUUUCAAAUGGGCCCAGCAGUUUACUCCUAAAAUGUUUAUGUGUGAACAUUGAUCUGAGAGAAGUAAACAGUUACUACUGUUGUUUGUUUGUUUUUGUUGGUUUUUUGUGAUCUGAGGGGGCACUUAUUUCUCCCGAUCAGACCCGUGACUAAUUUAGGUACAUAAUUUAUGGAAGGCACAGCCAGUAUUUAAGUACUAAAUAACAUGAUCAAAAAGGAAAAGUACGGUAAGUGACUUGAAUUCAUUGGAAAAGACAAUUGAUGUCGCUAUGUGGGUGCUACUCUUUUGGUCAGCAACAGAGUUUAAAUGGGCUCAGCAACAAUUGUGCUCAUGACCUGAAUUGAUGACACUCAUUACCUGUUAGUUAUUAUUUUUAUUUUAUUUUAUUUUUUUACCCAAUUGGGGAAACCGUCUUUAUUUAAGGGAGAUGUUUACCUCGUAACUCAUUUGAGCAUGGCAUCUAUUGGGAGCACAGAUACGAUAUGUGGGAAUCAUGUCAAUUAUAGAAUAUUAGAACAAAAUUUGGCGAAAAGACUUGAAUUCAUCCAAAGGACUCUUGAUGUGUUUCGAUAAGUGCUGCAGAGUUCCAAUGGCAUCAGCAUUAAACUGAAACAGUAGUGUCCAUCCAUACGAAGUGAGAUAAUUCCAGCUACUAUCCUGCAUUUUCUGUUGGAUGGUAUAUUUGGCUCAAGAUGGGCAGUGUCUAAUUGUGGUGGCCACUUGUUGAGGAAUUACUGUAAAUUAUGUAAAUUAGUCAUUUUAAAAAGAGUAACCAAAUUCAUGUUCAGCACUACACAGUUUAUAAUCAGAUUUCUAAAUUAAUGCUGCCCUUUCUUUUGUAAUUGUUUCAUGUGCUCCACUCGCAUUUAAGUCAGUGUAAACUGUUAGAUUUGCCUGCUGUCUAUACAAGUGUGAACGUAAGCAGGAUGUCGUGAGCGGAUCGAGGGAGCUGAAUUGUAUUUUGGUUACUGCAGUGGAAAGAGGUCAAUAAAAAGAGUGUUGCAAAACGCU